Elephantulus edwardii (Cape elephant shrew) is the source of this 1035-nucleotide messenger RNA. RefSeq names its product chromatin modification-related protein EAF1-like. NCBI's taxonomy places the organism in Eukaryota, Metazoa, Chordata, Mammalia, Macroscelidea, Macroscelididae. The transcript is spliced from 2 exons. Gene Ontology annotation, biological process: regulation of transcription by RNA polymerase II. Bases 1 to 1035 code for a protein of 344 amino acids. Gene Ontology annotation, cellular component: nuclear body. The record is from RefSeq and is a predicted model, not a curated record.
AUGCCAGUGGUCCCUGAACAGCAGAAUGCAUACGUUGCCCAAGAUAUGAGUCAAUUUCAAGCUCCCCAAGAGCUAAAUCCAUCCAGGUGUGGCCGACCCAAGGUCAUCCGUCCAUCCCCACAGCCUGCGACACCGUCUAGAAUCGAGCUCCAGAACAUUCUGAAUCCAGGAAGCAUCCUGCCCACUCAGCCGCCGAACCAGGCCGUCAUGGGCAUGGUCUUGCCCAACUCGGGCCAGCAGCCACCAUUGUACACUGAAUCCCAGCGUGCCGUACCCUCUACAUCCAGCCAGCAUUUACGGAAUCUCCAGGCAGCUCCCCCAAGGGCUCCCCCAGCUGGCUUCUCUGCCGGCCCUCUGGGUAGCCAGUCGCUGAGCUCCCAGCAGCUCCAGCGUUCCAGUCUGCCCACUAGCGGCCUGAGGGCCUCCUGGGAGCCGGUUCUAGGCCAGGCAGAUGAUGGAAGCCAGCAGCAGGUUGUUAGCAGUGCCGCCGGGGUGCUCUUGAGAGCAUUCCCCACGCAGCAGGCGAUUGCGUCCCCUAGUCCGAUGGCCACACGGGUGCCACCUAGCCAGACGGCAACUGCUGCCCUGGCUAGCAUACAGAGCCCAGCACAGGGCCCCGGGCUGGUGCUGAGCAUCCCCCAGGCCCUCCAGCAGGGCCUGGGCCCAUUCAGUCCCGUGAGUCCUGCCCAGGGCAUCGAGCCACCACCAAGCUAUGAAAGCACCAUGGCAGCCGCUGCUUCUGCCUCCACCAUUGCUGCCAGCCAGUCACCAGGGCUACCCACUGAGCUGGCAUCUUAUGACCCAGUGGCCCGGCCCCUACUAAACAAUCUGUCCUCGGCCUCUGAGGUGGAUGUCAUUGAAGCCCUCCUGGGCAGUCCCAACGCGAGUCCUUCCAAGGACUGGAUGGGCAGCCAGAGGUCUGUGGACUUCCUUCUGGAGCAGGAUGCUGCUGCUCCCCAGAAUGCCCUAAACCCGGGUGACAGUGACGAUCAGGAGACCGGGCCUUUACCUCUCAACAGAGACAGGCCCCUGUAA